Trichoderma aggressivum f. europaeum is the source of this 1455-nucleotide messenger RNA. RefSeq lists its product as uncharacterized. The transcript has a single exon. The record is from RefSeq and is a predicted model, not a curated record. Gene Ontology annotation, molecular function: cyclin-dependent protein serine/threonine kinase activity; ATP binding. The coding region runs from base 1 to 1455 and encodes 484 amino acids. Gene Ontology annotation, cellular component: nucleus; mediator complex. NCBI's taxonomy places the organism in Eukaryota, Fungi, Ascomycota, Sordariomycetes, Hypocreales, Hypocreaceae. Gene Ontology annotation, biological process: protein phosphorylation.
AUGCCUCUAAGGCUGAGGCCCGGCUAUCCUCACUCGUCGUCGUCGCAUCACUUGUUUGCAUCGUCUUCAUCCUCGUCUUCGUCUGCUCACCGCCUAUAUACAGAUGGCCGCGACCAGUCGGCCGGCUACCAGCCCAAGGCGCGUGUAACCGAGCGAUACCGCAUUAUCGGUUUUAUCAGCAGCGGCACCUAUGGACGUGUCUACAAAGCCGUGAGCAGGGCCAGCGGUGGCGAAGGCAUUGCCGUCGUCCGGACGUCCAGCGGCCUCACGCCCACCUCGGGCUCUGGCCAGGCCCCGAUCGAAGUAGCCAUCAAAAAGUUCAAGCCGGAUAAGGAGGGCGAGCAGGUCAGCUACACGGGCAUCUCGCAGAGCGCCAUCCGCGAGAUGAGCCUCUGCAGCGAGCUUCGCCACUCCAACGUCAUCCGGCUCGUCGAGAUUAUCCUCGAGGACAAGUGCAUCUUCAUGGUGUUUGAAUACGCCGAGCACGACCUGCUGCAGAUUAUCCACCACCACACCCAGCAGCCACGUCACCCGAUCCCCCCGGCCACGGUCAAGAGCAUCAUGUUUCAGCUCCUCAACGGCUGCCAGUAUCUCCACACCAACUGGGUCCUGCACCGCGAUCUCAAGCCCGCCAACAUCAUGGUUACGUCUGGUGGAGAGGUCAAGAUUGGAGACUUGGGUCUGGCCCGCCGCUUCGACAAGCCUUUGCAUUCCCUAUUUAGUGGCGAUAAAGUUGUCGUGACGAUAUGGUAUCGCGCGCCGGAACUCAUCCUCGGCUCGUACCACUACACUCCCGCCAUCGACAUGUGGGCCGUGGGCUGCAUCUUCGCCGAACUAUUAUCUCUGCGGCCGAUUUUCAAGGGGGAGGAAGCCAAGAUGGACAGCAAGAAGACUGUCCCCUUCCAGAGAAACCAGAUGCACAAGAUUGCCGAGAUCAUGGGCAUGCCGACCAAGGAGCGAUGGCCGCUGCUCCCCGCCAUGCCCGAGUACAUUCAGCUCAACACGCUGUCGGCGAUGCAGCACAGCACGCAUGGCCACCACCACCACAGCCACCACCAGAACCCCCCCAGCCGCGGCUACGCGACCACGUCGAGCCUCGAGAAGUGGUACUACAGCACCAUCAAUAACAACUCGGGUGCCGGAUCUGCCGCCUCGGGCCCCAACGGCCAGCCCGCGCUCCAGUCCCUCGGCGCCGAAGGCUACAAGCUCCUCGCGGGCCUCCUCGAGUACGACCCGGAGAAGCGCCUCACCGCCGCGCAGGCCCUGCAGUCGGUCUUCUUCAGCUCGGGCGACCGCGUCAGCGCAAACUGCUUCGAGGGCGUCAAGGUCGAGUACCCGCACCGUCGCGUCAGCCAAGACGACAACGACAUUCGCACCAGCAGUCUGCCGGGCACCAAGCGCAGCGGCCUUCCAGACGAUACCUUGUUGCGGCCGGCUAAACGCAUGAAGGAAUAG